AUGACUUAUCCAAGCUCUCUAUCUCUUUAUAAGGAGAUACUUGACACUGCUCAUCUUAAGAAAAUCAUCGAGGUUGCUAAACUAAAGCCGACAAUUCCAACUGGAUUCCCUCAUUGUACGCCAACUGGUAAUACCAAAGAAUAUAUAUAUGAACCAUUUGAAUGGUGGACUUCUGGAUUCUUUCCAGGAAGCUUGUGGGCAGUGAAAGAACGGCUCACCAAAACUGAUGUGGUUGGUCUUGAUGAGAAUGAACUAAAUGCAUUAGCCGAGGACUGGAAAACCAGGCUAGAACCUCAUCAGUUUAACACAGAUACUCAUGACAUUGGAUUUCUUAUUAUGCCAGCGUUUUGGAGAGAAUACCAGCUAAAUCGAAGCAAGAAAGCUGGCGAGAUUAUUGUCCAAGCAGCCAAAUCGCUUAUGACCCGAUGGAGUGACACAGUCCAAGCCUUUCGCAGUUGGACAACAACCACAUCCAAGCGAUAUAACUUUGACAAUCCAGAAUCGGACUUUUUAGUCAUUAUUGAUAACAUGAUGAAUUUGGAUCUGUUAUAUGCCGCGUCUAUUAUCACUGGAGACUCAACGUACGCUGAUCAUGCCACCAAGCAUGCCGACACUACGAUGAAGAAUCAGUUCAGAGAUGAUUACUCAUCUUACCAUUUGAUUGUAUUUGAUAGUAAGACAGGCACCAAAAAGAUUGGCCUUACAUGUCAAGGUUAUAGUGACAGCAGUUGUUGGAGCCGGGGCCAGGCAUGGGCACUCUAUGGAUACGCCAGUGUAUACAAGUAUACCAAAAACCCUAAAUAUCUCGAAUUCGCUGAAAAAUUAGCUGAUUACUUCUUGUCAAGAGUCGAGAAUGGUGCUGUUUUCUGGGACUUCGACGCACCAAAGCCCUGCAUUUUGGAUAUCUCAGCAGCGAUGAUCGCAUGUUCUGGUCUUCUUUUAAUUUGCGAACUCCGGAACGAUUUGAAAUACAAAUCAAAAGUAGAUACUAUUCUUGAUUUUACCAUGUCCCAUGCUGCGACGAGCUCUGACAGUGUUGUGAUUCUCGACCAUUCUACUGUCAACAACAAUGCCACCGCCAAUCACAGAAUAUACGACUCGGGUCUUGUUUACGCAGAUUACUACUUUUUAGAAGUUGGAAACAGGUUAUUAGAUAUGAACUUACUCAAUUAG
Molecule: messenger RNA, 1173 nt
Organism: Sugiyamaella lignohabitans
Lineage: Eukaryota; Fungi; Ascomycota; Dipodascomycetes; Dipodascales; Trichomonascaceae
Exons: 1
Coding region: 1-1173 (390 amino acids)
Biological process (GO): polysaccharide catabolic process
Molecular function (GO): chondroitin hydrolase activity
Source: RefSeq, a predicted model, not a curated record